AUGCGACUUCUGCUUUAUUUCAUGAAGAAAUCGUUAACCAAUGCCGAUGGAAGUAGUGAUAUGAUCACGGUAGUGACGAUAGCGCAUGCAAAUGUAAACAAAACGCUCGUGUUGACAAUAUUGAAAAAGAUUACGGAUAAGUACAUCGAAUUCAGGCUCGAUUCUGAUCCUACUAAAAGUGACCAGCCACAACAAUUGAAGCAUAAAAUGGGAGAAUUCAAGCCUUACAUGAAUCAAAUCAUAAAGUUUGAAGAGAUAAACUACGACACAAACCAGCGAAUGUAUAGCUAUGGAAAUCGAAAUGAUGGCACUGACAAUGAAACUUCUGCAUUGCUUGGAAGCUCGAGUUCGGACCAAAUCAACCCCAACCAGCUUCUUUUGGCAAACGAAGAAGUAGAAGAAGUCAGGCAAUUCAUGUUGGAGAACAUCAAUAAACUCCUCAGUCGAGGAGAUAAAAUCAACCUGUUGGUUGAUCAAACAGAUAGGUUAACAACUUCAUCUCUGGUUUUCCAGAAACGGUCACAGCAGAUCCGUAGAAAAAUGUGGCUAAGUAAAUCAAAAUUCAUGCUCACUAUUGUAGGAGUGGCUAUCUUCAUCAUUUACAUCCUCUUGGGGUCCCUGUGUGGAUUCCCAUUGUUUGACCAUUGCAUCCAUCACUGA
Scheffersomyces stipitis CBS 6054 is the source of this 660-nucleotide messenger RNA. RefSeq lists its product as uncharacterized. The coding region runs from base 1 to 660 and encodes 219 amino acids. The transcript has a single exon. The record is from RefSeq and is a predicted model, not a curated record. Gene Ontology annotation, cellular component: membrane. NCBI's taxonomy places the organism in Eukaryota, Fungi, Ascomycota, Pichiomycetes, Serinales, Debaryomycetaceae. Gene Ontology annotation, biological process: vesicle-mediated transport.